AUGUCCACCGAAUCUAACGACAUUGAAAAAAACAUUUCGCAUUUGGACCCAAGCGGUGUCGAUAAUGCCUAUAUUCCGCCUGAGCAGCCUGAAACAAAGCAUUCCCGUUUCAAUAUCGACAGGGACACCUUGAGAAACCACCUCAUUGCUGCCGUGGGUGAGUUUUGUGGGACUUUCAUGUUUUUAUGGUGCGCUUACGUUAUUUGUAACGUCGCUAAUAAUGAUGUUUCCUUGAAAACUGAACCGGAAGGUUCCCACCCCGGUCAAUUGAUCAUGAUUGCCCUUGGUUUUGGGUUUUCCGUCAUGUUUUCUAUCUGGUGUUUCGCUGGUGUCUCCGGUGGUGCUUUGAACCCGGCCGUCUCUCUUUCUCUAUGCUUGGCCAGAGCUAUCUCACCCACUAGAUGUGUGGUGAUGUGGUUCUCUCAGAUCAUUGCUGGGAUGGCUGCUGGUGGUGCUGCUAGUGCCAUGACCCCAGGUAAGGUCCUCUUUGCCAAUUCCUUGGGUCUAGGCUGUUCCAGAUCCAGGGGGUUAUUCUUGGAAAUGUUCGGUACAGCUGCAUUGUGUCUGACUGUUUUGAUGACGGCUGUUGAAAAGCGUGAAACCAACUUCAUGGCUGCGUUUCCAAUCGGCAUUUCCUUAUUCAUUGCCCAUGUCGCUUUGACCGGCUACACCGGUACCGGUGUUAACCCUGCAAGAUCCUUGGGCGCUGCCGUUGCUGCCAGAUAUUUCCCCACUUACCACUGGAUUUAUUGGAUUGGUCCGCUAUUAGGCGCGUUCUUGGCGUGGUCCAUCUGGCAACUAUUGCAAAUCCUGGACUACACUACCUACGUUAAUGCUGAAAAGGCAGCAGGGCAAAAGAAGAAAGAUUAG
Messenger RNA from Saccharomyces kudriavzevii IFO 1802, 870 nucleotides. RefSeq names its product aquaporin family protein. The record is from RefSeq and is a predicted model, not a curated record. Gene Ontology annotation, cellular component: plasma membrane. Gene Ontology annotation, molecular function: water channel activity. Lineage: Eukaryota; Fungi; Ascomycota; Saccharomycetes; Saccharomycetales; Saccharomycetaceae. Gene Ontology annotation, biological process: transmembrane transport. The transcript has a single exon. The coding region runs from base 1 to 870 and encodes 289 amino acids.